Gadus macrocephalus (Pacific cod) is the source of this 2120-nucleotide messenger RNA. Its product is annotated as ly6/PLAUR domain-containing protein 1-like. The transcript is spliced from 3 exons. Bases 165 to 590 code for a protein of 141 amino acids. Gene Ontology annotation, molecular function: acetylcholine receptor inhibitor activity. NCBI's taxonomy places the organism in Eukaryota, Metazoa, Chordata, Actinopteri, Gadiformes, Gadidae. Gene Ontology annotation, biological process: acetylcholine receptor signaling pathway. The record is from RefSeq and is a predicted model, not a curated record.
CAAUGCAGUGCGAUGCUGAGCGCAGUGAGGGAAGACGCGCGGACCUCCUUGGCCAUGCCCGCACCGCGGUGGGCUGCGCUGCGUCGGGACCACCGCUGAUCCUCGGAUACCCACCGGCUCUCCUCGGCUUCUUUUAAACUAAAACCACCCAGCAGACAAAAGGGAUGCGGCUGCUCACCGUCACCACGCUGCUCUCUCUCCUCCUAGAACCAGGGCUGGCUCUGCAGAUCCAGUGCUACCAGUGCGAGGAGAUGACCCGCAACGAGUGCUCCACGCCAGAGUUUGUGGUCAACUGCACGGUCAACGUGCAGGACAUGUGUCAGAAGGAGGUGCUGGUGAUGGAGGACGGGGUCCACUACCGCAAGUCCUGCGCCUCGUCGGGGGCGUGUCUCAUCUCCUCCUCCGGCUACCAGCAGUUCUGCACCGGAAAGAUCAACUCGGUGUGCAUCAGCUGCUGCAACACGGCGCUGUGCAACGGCCCCCGGCCCAGGAAGAGGGCCCCGCCCUCAGCUGCGGCCGCCCUGGACCACAGCGGGCCCCUGGUCCUCUCCGUCCUCCUCCUCCUCCUGGGACACGCGGCUCUGUGCUGACAGACCUCCUCCUCCUCCUCCUCCUGGACACUCUGUUCUGACAGACAGACCUCCUCCUCCUCCUCCUCCUCCUCCUCCUCCUCCUCCUCCUCCUUUAUGUUAAUAACCUCGGGGAAGGUUUCGAUGAAGGCAUGAAUGUUAUUUCGUUGCUAUAUUAAAUCAAAAAGGUUGUUCCAAAGGGGUUACAGGCGAGCAGUGUGUGGUGGGGGCUCCCUGCCGUCUCUCCGCCAGGUCCAGUGACAGAGAGGUUCAGAGGCUCUAGGACGGAGCCAGGGGGCUCUCCGGUAUUGAGGUGAGGGGACAGGCUGGUGGAGGGGCGUGAAAUGGGGCACACUUGGGGGGACACCUGAGCCUUGUGUUCGACUGGACCCCCCCUGAGUGGACCUCAGGCUCCUGCUGCUGGAGGGAGACUGAUGGAAACAAUCACUAUGAACCUGAUCCCGUGGAAGACAUGCCACCUCUGGCUUUGUUUCCAUUUGCAGAUUUGACAUGAGACAGAGUUGUGAAGCUGGCUCGAUCCCCCUGGUAGCUAGCCAUCAACACAUCCUUCAUCUUUUGGACAACAGAUCACCCUAACAGGAGACAAGCUGCAGAAUGUUCUACCCUUUAUGGAACUCCCAAGAGGUGGAUUAUGUCAGCCAGCAUGAAGUUAGAUGACUCCUUGGAUUGAGAUAUUUCUCUUUAUUUCUAAUUGAGUGUAUAACUAUAUCUAUAUAUCGGUCUAUCUAUCUAUAGAUAGACCUAUCUAUUUCUAUAGAUGUAUAUAAAUAUUUCUAUAGAUAUAGAAAUAGAUAGAUAUAAAAUGAUUAAUUUAUUUAAUAUAUAUAUUAUAUGAUAUAUCAUUUCUAAUUUAUAUAUAAAUAUACAUUAGUGUUAGAAUAUUUUGUUACCUAGUAACUUUCUGGUUGUUGGGGUCUAGUGUUUGUUGCGUCAACCUGCUGAUAGUGUUACCCCUUGCUUAACACUUGAGUAUUGUGUUUCCUUUGUGUAAAGGGUCUGUAUAAAAACACUCCUAGCGUACAAGAGAAACACCCCGCCCCGCCCCCCCCUCAUAUCUCCGUCUCCGUGGGAACCGUGUCCUUGGCUGCGGAUGCGUGUGCUGAGCCGCUGUUGGUCUUGAAGAUGAGGAACCGCAGAGGGCCGUCCCUGGUCUUCCCGGGGGCGCCGGUGGAGCGCUCCUUCCGGCCGCCGCGUGGUAGCGACAACAGCGGUCUGCGGGAAUGUGUGGACGCCUCGGCGGCGGGCGUGGCGGUCCGCACGGUGCGCACGGUGCGCUUGUUGACGUGUUCGAUGCGGAGGCGGCAGCGCAGAACCUGGACGAAGACCUCACGGAACUGCCGAGAGGACAAGUUGUAGAGCAGGGGGUUCAGCACGGAGCUUAGGUAGAAGAAGGUGUCGGCCACGGGCUGAAGGGUGACGUAGCUCUGGAAGUACGCCCGCGUCCAGGACGCCUUGGGCAACGCCGCCCCCAUCAGCCGACGCACCUGGUUGGGCAUCCAGCACACCGUCAGAGCCCCCACGAUCAGACCU